AUGUCCAACGAUCAGAACCCCGGACUCCUUGGCGGCCUAGGCGAUACCUUGGGCAAGACAGUCGGCGGCGUGACCAACACACUAGGCAGCACAGUCGGCGGUCUCGGCUCAACCGUGGGCAACGCAACAUCCGGCCUUGGAAAUACCGUCUCGGGCGCAGCAGAGGGUGUUGGGAAUACGACGAAGGGCGCUGGCCAGGGCGUGCAGAGUGGUGUUUCCAGUCUUGGCGGAAAGCAACAGACUGCGGAUAAUCCUCUCGGUUUGAAUCAAUAG
Molecule: messenger RNA, 273 nt
Organism: Penicillium robsamsonii
Lineage: Eukaryota; Fungi; Ascomycota; Eurotiomycetes; Eurotiales; Aspergillaceae
Exons: 2
Coding region: 1-273 (90 amino acids)
Source: RefSeq, a predicted model, not a curated record